ACAGCGGCACCCCCCCAAAAUACCGGGACCCCCUGCCCACACACACACACACAUACACACACACACACCGGCAGCGACACCCCCACAGCCGCCCCCGCACCGGGGUCCCCCUCCGGUAGGGACCCCCCGAACCGGGAUCUCCUCAUCGCCCGGUAACCGGGACCCCCCGGCAGCUACUCUGUCCCGCCAGCCGGGACCCCCGCUCCUCCAUCCCGCGGUAACCGGGGUCCCCGAUAGCUGAGCGGUCCCCCAGCAGGGUCCGCACCCCCGGACCCGGCCCCCCCUUCCUGUAGUCCCCGUUAACCCCUUCUCCCCCACUCCGUUUGCGCCCCCCCGUCCCCGUCUGUCGCCCCCGGUUCUGCCCCGCCGGGGCCCGACUGGCAGCUGCCUACGGCCGGGAUGAGCCGCCGCGAUGGAUGAGUUCCACCCCUUCAUCGAGGCGCUGCUGCCCCACGUCCGGGCCUUCUCCUACACCUGGUUCAACCUCCAGGCCCGCAAGCGCAAGUACUUCAAGAAGCACGAGAAGCGGAUGUCCAAGGAGGAGGAGCGCGCCGUCAAGGACGAGCUGCUGGGCGAGAAGCCGGAGGUCAAGCAGAAAUGGGCCUCGCGCCUCCUGGCCAAGCUGCGCAAGGACAUCCGGCCCGAGUGCCGCGAGGACUUCGUGCUGUCCGUCACCGGCAAGAAGGCGCCGUGCUGCGUGCUCUCCAACCCCGACCAGAAGGGAAAGAUCCGCCGCAUCGACUGCCUGCGCCAGGCCGACAAGGUGUGGCGCCUGGACCUGGUGAUGGUCAUCCUCUUCAAGGGCGUCCCGCUGGAGAGCACCGACGGCGAGCGCCUGGCCAAGGCGCCCCAGUGCGCCAGCCCCGGCCUCUGCGUGCAGCCCCACCACAUCGGCGUCACCAUCAAGGAGCUUGACCUGUACCUGGCUUAUUUCGUCCACACGCCAGAUUCCGGACAAUCGGACAGCUCGAACCCCCAGGGGGACGCGGACAUCAAACCACUGCCCAACGGGCACCUGACCUUCCAGGACUGCUUCGUGACGUCGGGGGUCUGGAACGUGACGGAGCUGGUGAGAGUGUCCCAGACCCCCGUGGCCACGGCGUCGGGCCCCAACUUCUCGCUGGCCGACCUGGAGAGCCCGGGGGGCUACUACAACAUCAGCCCCGUCGCCCUCGGCCGCCGGCCCCUGGGGCCCCCCACCGCCAGCGGCCCGAAGCGCCCCAAGGCGCUGGACGAGGGGGACCUGGAGGGUCCCGGGGACGACGUCUUCUACCCCGGGCCGGGGCGGUCCCCAGCCCCCGGCAGCAGCCAGGGGCCCUGGGGGGGAGACGUUGACACCGGCCCGGCGGCGCUGAAGAAGUCGGGGAAGUUGGAUUUCUGCAGCGCCCUGUCGGGGCACGGGGCCGCGCCCCGCAUGGCCUUCGGCCACCACCCCCUGCCCGUCCUGGCCGGCGUCCGCCCCGGCAGCCCGCGGGCCACGGCCUCGGCGCUGCACUUCCCGUCGGGGUCCCUCCUGCCCCAGUCGAGCCCCUACUUCGCCCACCCCACCAUCCGCUACCACCACGGGCAGGACUCGCUCAAGGACUUCGUGCAGUUCGUCUGCGCCGACGGCGCCGCCCAGGGCCCCCAGCAUUCGCAGCGUCAGGCGCCGCCGCUGCCCCCCGCCUUGUCGGCCUCGGACCCCGCGACGGCAACUUUCUGACCCUCCCCCAGCAGCAGUCCUGGUUCCUCUGACGCUGCCCCCCCCGGACGAGGAGAAAACCGCCCGGAAAAAGGAGAAAAUCCCGAAAAACAAAACAAAAAAACACAACAAAAACCCCACAAAAAUACCACGGAGGAAAGG
Hirundo rustica (Barn swallow) is the source of this 1843-nucleotide messenger RNA. RefSeq names its product nuclear factor I X (gene NFIX). Lineage: Eukaryota; Metazoa; Chordata; Aves; Passeriformes; Hirundinidae. Gene Ontology annotation, molecular function: RNA polymerase II cis-regulatory region sequence-specific DNA binding; DNA-binding transcription factor activity, RNA polymerase II-specific. Gene Ontology annotation, biological process: regulation of transcription by RNA polymerase II. The transcript has 10 exons. The record is from RefSeq and is a predicted model, not a curated record. Gene Ontology annotation, cellular component: nucleus. Bases 413 to 1702 code for a protein of 429 amino acids.